AUACCCCUUCCACUUCCUCCAUGGCAUAACACCCACCCUCCUCCCUUCCACCAUGUUCGCUCUCUCCUCUCUGCUAUUGAUCUUAGCUUGGAGCGGCCGAGUUGUAGCACAGGCAACGUGCGAGAACUAUGGCGUCCAGAAUGGCUCCACUUGUAGUUGCCCGCCCGGGUUUGGUGGUCCAACAUGUUCUGAGCCCAGUUGCGGGGGCGAUAUAUUCCAAGGAUCAAGCAGAAACCUCUCACAAGGAAAUACAACGUCUUUCUCCAACUUAACUAGCUCAGGAUGUUCUUGUGAAUCUGGAUGGGGAGGCUUCGGAUGCAAUGUCUGUCAGAGCGCGUCGGCAUGCCAGACUGCGUUUGCAAAUGCUGGCGGGAAUUCGAAUGCCGCGAGCAGCUUGACUGGUAGCCAGAAUAACACGCUUGUGUGUAAUAAUGAGCCGACGGUCCAGGCGGCGGGACAGAUGAGUUGUAAUGUCGUCAACCCGACGUUACAAGCAAUUUUCCCCGGGACUUCAAACCUUAACAUCUUACGAACUCUGCAACCUGGAUUAACACCGUUGCCUAAUGUUACUGGUUUCGGUUCAGCAGGAUCUGCAUAUGCUCAACUGUGGUACAAUGGUGUAGAGCAGUUCUAUUGCACGGCGGAUUCUUGUGCACAGUCCAUCGCAGAUGAUAACUCGACAAAUUAUCAAUGUUCGGACUUGCAGUGCAAUUGUCGGACAAAUACAACUUUCUGUGGUGGUGGGGGAACUAAUAUUAAACCAACCAUUGACAGUCUUUCAGGAACGUUAACGAUAUCAUGCCAACAACCAGCAAACGGGUCAUUAACAACAACAUGUGGCUUCCAACAAGCCGUCCUGAACGGACUCUUCGGCAAGAAUGGGCUUUCACUCUCAGACUGUUCCUUCGGAGAAUGCGUUGCGCAAAGUGUCAUAGACACUUCGAACCCCUCGAGCGCUACGACGGAAGAUACGCGUAAAAGCUUGAGCGGAGGUGUUAUUGCCGGACUUGCAGUUGUAGGAGCGCUAUUGUUACUUGCGAUUCUGUUCUUGCUGUUUGGUGCUAUUCAGCAACGAAGAGCAAGGAAGGGGUUCUCUGGAGCGUUUAAAGAUGGUGGAGUUACAAUUUCGUGGAGGAACGUUUCUUAUAUCGUUCCGACUACGGGCCUUUUUGGCGCCUCUCGGCGGAAGUGGAACUCUGCAGACGGAUAUACAGACGAAAAAGUUAUACUGGAUAACGUGAGUGGACGUGUGGAACCGGGGCAGAUGAUGGCGAUCUUGGGACCUUCGGGUGCGGGAAAGACGACGCUUGUUGAGAUCCUUGCAGGGAAACAGAAGACAGGCGUUAUUUCUGGAUCGAUCUCGCGUUCAUCUGGUGGUGGUGUUACUACCUCAAACGCGCGUAUUGCGUUCGUACCGCAACAAGAUGUACUCCCUGCAACGCUCACAGUUCGUGAAGCACUCUUGUUCGCCGCAGAGUUGCGCUUGCCGGAAUCUAUGUCGUAUAACGAGAAACGUGCUCGUGUGGAAGAGGUUAUGGAACAACUUGGCCUUACGGCUGUUGCGAAUACACGUAUUGGCUCGUCAGAUAGACGAGGUAUCUCAGGCGGUGAGAUGCGACGUGUCAGCAUUGGUCUCGAACUCGUCUCUUCACCUUCCGCACUUAUCCUCGACGAACCUACGUCAGGUCUCGACUCAGUCAGCGCCGCGCGCGUAGCAGACGUUCUUCGCAACGUAGCGCACGAUCCGGAAAAACCAAUUCCGGUAAUUGCGAGUGUACAUCAGCCGAGUAGUAAGCUGUAUCAUAUCUUUGAUGGUGUUAUGGUAUUGGCGCAUGGGAGAGCGUUGUACGAGGGUCCUGGAGGAUUGAGACCGCUUGAGCAUUUUACGAGGAUGGGUGUGGAGGCUCCGCCGGAGGGGUAUAAUGUUGCGGAACAUUUGUUGGACGUUGCGUCUGACCCCGACCCGUCUUUGUUCUCGUCGUCUGCGAUGCAGAAGAGACCCGAAGAACAGAAUAGGGAAGUUGAGCAGCGAGAGCAAGUGGCAGAGUCGGAGAAGAGUGAGGGUGCGAGUGCUGGGGCGAGUAGUCCUGCGGAGUUGGAGAAGGGUGAAGUGGUUGGGGAGAAGAGGAGGCUGUGGAUGCGGAGAGGGGCUGGGGCUGGUAGGGGGAGAGGGUCACUGUAUGCUGCGACGUUUUUGACGCAGCUUCAGGUGUUAUCUGGACGGGAGUGGAAGAUCCUGCGGAGAGAUAAGACGCUUUUCCUUACGCACGUUGGUAUCUCCUGCGUACUUGGUGUCUUCUGUGGUGGCCUGUACUUCAAUACUGGCAUUACUAUCGCUGGCUUCCAGUCGCGCGUCGGGUGUUUGUUCUUCCUGGGAGCCCUGAUCGCGUUCUCGUCAUUGAGCGCGCUGUAUAACCUUGUUGAGAAUCGACCGCUGUUCUUGCGAGAGAGAUCGAAUAUGUACUAUAGACCUACUGCUUGGCUACUUUCACGACUCGUCUUUGAUGUUGUACCCCUUCGACUUAUACCUACUAUCAUAGUCUCCUCUGUGACGUAUUGGAUGGCGGGUCUCGCUCCCGAUCCGGCUCACUUCUUCAAGUUCUUAUUCAUCCUCGUUUUGUAUUCUCUAGCAAUGACUCUCUUCAAUUUCCUCCUUGCAUGUCUCUUCCAAAACGGGGGCGUCGCCAUUCUCCUUAGUGCGCUCACAGCACUCUACCAAAUGACGUUUGCAGGGUUCUUCGUACACCUAGGAGACAUCCCUCCAGUGUUGAGGUGGUUACAGUGGUUAUGUCCGUUGAAGUAUACACUUGAGGCGCUUUCGGUGAACGAGGUAGGGUCCGGGUUGAUGAUUGAGGAUACGUUGCAGGGUGUACCUGUGAAUGUGAGCGCGAGUUUGAUCAUGCAGUUGUUGUUCGGCUUCGGAGUGAACAACUAUUACCGAGACGUGCUCGUGUUGUUUGCGUUCAUUGCUGGGUUCGGACUAGGUGUGAUUGGGAUUGUGUGGUUUAAGAUGAGGGAGAGGCGAUGAACACUGACUGAAUACCGGACUUUGUUUCUAAUUGUGAUUGAUGAUUCCCGAUAUGUUUUUGACAGCCUUUUUGGAUACUUAUGCAACAUUGUUGACCUUCCUAUAUUGCGUUUUGUGCUUUAAAUCGA
This is a messenger RNA of Fomitiporia mediterranea MF3/22, 3156 nucleotides long. RefSeq lists its product as uncharacterized. The transcript has 9 exons. The record is from RefSeq and is a predicted model, not a curated record. Gene Ontology annotation, cellular component: membrane. The coding region runs from base 53 to 3028 and encodes 991 amino acids. Gene Ontology annotation, molecular function: ATP binding; ABC-type transporter activity; ATP hydrolysis activity. NCBI's taxonomy places the organism in Eukaryota, Fungi, Basidiomycota, Agaricomycetes, Hymenochaetales, Hymenochaetaceae.